Molecule: messenger RNA, 4405 nt
Organism: Triticum aestivum (bread wheat)
Lineage: Eukaryota; Viridiplantae; Streptophyta; Magnoliopsida; Poales; Poaceae
Product: leucine-rich repeat protein 1
Exons: 2
Coding region: 6-983 (325 amino acids)
Molecular function (GO): protein binding
Source: RefSeq, a predicted model, not a curated record
GAUCGAUGUGCAGACACAGCCUCAGCUCAGCUCGAUCAAUGGCCCCUGCACAAUCUCAAUGUGCCACCCGCGUUUCCGUCGGGGCACUAGCAGUAGCAGCAGCAGCAGCAGCAGCACUAGUGGUGCUGUCGGCCUCCCCAAGCCUGGCCAACGGUGAUACUGAUACGGAUCUCGCCUCGCUGCUGGCUUUCAAAGCACAGCUCUCCGAUCCUCUUGGUGUCCUUGCUACCAACUGGACCGUCACCGAUGGCGGCGGGUCCUCAUUCUGUGGCUGGGUUGGCGUCACCUGCAGCCGCCGCCGGCAGCGGGUCACCGCCUUGUCGCUGCCGGACGUUUCCCUCCAUGGAACCCUUGCUCCUCACGUCGGUAAUCUUUCCUUCCUUUCUCUUCUCAACCUCACCAACACCGGUCCCACAGGCUCUAUCCCGGCUAAUCUUGGCAGGUUACGCCGGCUUAGGUAUCUGCUUCUUAGUAAUAAUGCCUUGUCCAAUGGUAUCCCUCCCGCCCUCGGCAAUCUCACAAGCCUCCAGUUUCUUGAAUUAGGUCGUAACAUGCUCUCCAGUCAGAUCCCUCCUGACUUGUUGUUGCGUAUGCCUAAUCUUGCACAAAUUUCUUUUAAAGGAAAUCAUUUGAGUGGCCGAAUACCACCCCAAAUGUUCAACCCAAAAUCUAAAAAGUGGCCGCGCACUUUUUCGUCGCCCCGAGCGGCCGCGCUAAGCGACAAGAAGAACACCGCGCUAGAAAAUUCCCCUUCGCUGGCUUCCAUCUCCCUCGCCUGGCUCUGCUACUCUCCACAGGCCCCCAACGCCGACCACGCCGCCGCCGAGGCCGCCUUCCACCACCUCUGCGGCUCCCACCCGGAGCCCCGCGUGCUGCGCCUCGCCUCAUCACCCGCGACGCCAACUACCCCCUCCUCCCCCGCGAGCUCCGCGCCAUGGCCGCUGCCCUCCUCCGCAAGAUCCUCUCUUCACGGCCUCCUCUGACUCGUCCACCUCCGAGCUCCGCGUCAUGGCCGCUGUCCUCCUCCGCAAGCUCCUCUCCCCCGACGGCCUCUUCCAACUCUGGCCCCUCCUCUCCCCCGAGGGCCAGGCCAUACUCAAGUCAAACCUCGUCAACGCAUCCGGCAGUGCCGCAGCAACCUUUGACGGAGCUCGCCGCUGCUGCUCACUCUUAUCUCCACCGAGUUGGAGUGUAGGAGGUUGCCGCCACCGGGCUGGAUCCAUCUCUCGUUUUUUAUUGAAUCAAAACACACAUCCAGAUUCAUCCCUGGCUUGCUUGCAGGAGAACGUAAGUUGUUUUUUCUACUACCGCUCAAGUUGCACAGGCACUUGUAUCAGUACGCAUUUCUGAUACAGCUUAAUCUUAUCUAUGUAGCACACUCGCUAGAAGGCCGUUGAUUUGGAUGAAAUUUGGUGUCCUACAUUCUGCUACUUUUGUGAUAUACUUGUUGCUAAUAUGCUUAGCUUGUUGGAUUCGGAGGCAGCGACGGUCGUUCCUGCAUUGCCCCUGUUGUUCGCUUGUUCGAUUCAAUCUACACAAACGCAGACUUUUCUAUACCGUAUCUAUGCUUUUCUUUUACAUUAAGGACGGAAGAGACAUAUUUGUCUAGUUGGAUAUGAUCAUCGGAAAGUUGCACACACAGUAAUUGCUUUUGUUGGCAUCUAUAGUAGUUUUAGUUGCACACAUAAUUGUUUUUGGUUGGACACGAUUAUUGGGAAGUUACACACACGGUGAUCAUUUUUGUUGGCAUCUAUAGUAGUUUUAAUUACGCACAUAUUUUGUUCUCAGUUGGACACGAUUAUUGGGAAGUUACACACACGGUGAUCAUUUUUUAUUGGCAUCUAUAUUACUUCUAGAUAUUACGGACAUAAUUGUUCUCAGUUAGAUUCGGUCAUUCGGAAGUUACACAAAUGGUGAUCAUUUUUUAUUGGCAUCUAUAGUAGUUCUAGUCGCACACAUAGUUGUUUUCAGUUGGACACGAUCAUUGAAAAGUUGCACACACGGGGUUCAUUUUUGAUUGGCAUCUAUAGUAGUUCUAGUUGCACAAAUAGUUGUUUUCAGUUGGACACGGUCAGUGAAAAGUUGCACACACGGGAUUCAUUUUUGGUUGGCAUCUAUAGUAGUUCUAGUUGCACACAUAGUUUUUUUCAGUUGGACAUGGUCAUUGGAAAGCUGCACACACGGCGAUCAUUUUUUGUUGGCAUCUAUAGUAGUUCUAGUUGCACACAUAGUUGUUUUCAGUUGGACACGGUCAUUGGAAGUAGUUGGCAGGGGCAAUAGAAGUAGUUGCACAAAAUCUGCUAGGCAGUUGGCCAGGGCAACAGAUAAAGUUGCACAUCUCACUGACAUGGUUUUGUUGAAUGGUGAAAAAAUGCACAUCCAUAGACCAUGAGGGUGCAGAAAAGUUGUCUACAUGGAGUUGCACACUCUCGUCGGAAUAGUCACACAUGCAUGGCCACAGAGUUGCACAAUCUUAUCGGCAUAGUCACACAUGCAUGACCAUAGAGUUGCACAAUAUCGUCCGGAUAGUCGCACAUGAAUUGUCGGGGGAGGUGCUCACGCCCGGCCGCGGAGUUGCGCACUCUCGUCGGUAUAGUCACACAUGCAUGGCCACAGAGUUGCACAAUCUCGUUCGCAUAGUCACACAUAAAUUGUCGUGAGAGGUGCUCACGCAUGGCUGCGGAGUUGCACACUCUCGUCGGCACAGUCGCACAUACAUGGCCAUGGAGUUGCACAACCUCGUCCACAUAGUCACACAUGAGUUUUUAUGGGAGGUGCUCAUGCCCGGCCAUGGAGUUGCACACUAUCGUCGGCAUAGUCACAUAUGCAUGGCCACACAGUUGCACAAUAUUGUCUGCAUAGUCGCACAUGAAUUGCUAUGGGAGGUGCCCACGUCCGACCACGGAGUUGCACACUCUUGUGUUCAUAGUCGCACAUGCGUGGCCGUGGAGUUGGGACAUUCUUACAGGAUAGUCCCUCAAACGCGGUUGUAGAGGCUCACACGCGCGAUGACUACCAGGCAGUUGGCCAGGGAUCCGGGGCAGCAGAUGAAAUUGCACAUUUCAAUUUUAGAGAGUAGUAUGGGGUGGUGCCACUAGUGAAAAUUGCAUGGCCUGGGCAACAAACGAAGUUGCACAUCUCACUGGAAGGAGGCAAUUUGGGGAUGGAGGUACCAUAGAGAAAAACUGCAUGUCUACGGUGUACAAGAAAAGUUGCACAUCCCGGUCAGGUAGUUGCACAUCGACGGCUAGUCAGUUACACAAAACGGGGACAAAAUUGCACAAAAAAAAGUUUGUCAAAACAUAUCCAUGCGGGAUCUAGUUCGAAGAGCACAUCGCGAGGAUUUCAGUGGUGAAAGCGGAUCUUAAUUUCGAUAUUUGGUUCAAAAGUUAUGGCUUUUUUAAGAAACAAAAAUUAAAAAGCAAACUAGAUGGUCAACUCCCUUUAGUGUACAACGGACCACGUACUUACCUUUUCCACCGGCCGCUCCCAAACUCUACCUGGCGUUUUUAACAAUAAUGCUACACGUACAGGAGAUUACAGGCGUUUUACAGGCUGACUAGGAGUCCGUCCGACGUGGCUGCGAGGGUGCGAGCGCGCGCUGAACUGAAAAGGAAAAGAUAAAAUAAAAAAUAAAAAUCCCGGCGGUUUCCUUUCUCUCCCAAGCGACGACCGGCUCGCCCAGAUCGGCCAAGCUAUCUGCUCCAGUUCCCCUCAUGGCUGUGUGGAUGCGAUCUCUUUCGACGCGUCAGGAUGUGCUACCUUCAGGCGGCGAGGCGACUUCCUCCUCGUUGGAUGCCCCAUGGCUGCCUCCUCCGAUGCGUCGAGGCGAUCCCCUGCUUGUCGGCAGUGUCAGGACCGGUUCCUCCAGGGCGACCAGGCGAUCCCCUGCUCGUCGGCAGCGUGACGGCCGGCUCCUUCAGAGAGGCGAGGCGGCCUCGUCGUAUAGACGCUGGAAGCGCCGUGGGCGAGCCCCGUGGAGCCCUGGGCGGCGUACAUGCUAGUCGUACGGCGGCUGACGAUGCUGAUCGACCUGCUCCUGAGCAUGCAGGGCAGCGUCGACGUUCUCAUCCCCCCCGCAGCUGGACCAGAUGGACGAGCUAAAGUGCCAAACUGGGAGAGGAAUAGACACUCUAGCAGCAGUGGUAUUCUCUAUGCAAUCAAUUCGGUGAAACAUUUAGUGUUGUUUCACCGAAUCAAAAGAGACCAAAAUCAGACCACAUAUGAUUGCAGAUUAUGCGUGUGUAUGUGGAGAAGAUGACUGGAGUGUGCAAGUUCCAUACAGAAUUGCUCGCGUAGUUGGUGUUGAUUGUAACGUGUACUUUUCAUUAUAUGAUUUUGUGUGGUUGUAAAAUCAGACCUUAUGAAUUAGAUCAAUAUACAAGGUUGUUUGUUUCUUGAAAAA